AUGAGCAGAGAUCUGGUUACUGAAACUACACUUUUGUGCCAGUAACUCUGCAGCAUCCCUGUGCUAUGAAAUUCAAAUCUUGAAUGGCUAAGCUGGAAGUGAUGGGGUGGUGAUGUCAUCUAGAGUCUUCUCUUUGGCCCGGUCAAGUCAAGACAUCCCCCAGGAUUAGGACGAAGAAGCUACAUUUACUGCACUGGGGACCUCCUGAAGCAGGUCCAGCUGGCCAGGCUCUUCUCUGAUGACAAACACUUUGUUGACAUGCCGUUGCGGGAGUCUCCAGAACUAGUUCUGAAGAAGUUUCAGCAGCUAGUGAAUGUGACUCCAGGGGGGAUAUUGUCCAAAGAGCAGCUGCAACAGUUUGUGAGCUCAUCCUUCAGUGACCCUGGACAGGAGUUUGAGCAAUGGGAACCUCAGGACUGGAUGAGCAGCCCCCAGAUUUUAGCCAAGAUUUCUGACCAGGAACUCCAGGCAUGGGCAUCGGAUCUGAAUGCCAAGUGGAAAUCCCUAGGGAGAAAGAUCAAAGAUGACGUUAGGACUCACCCGAUGUUUUACUCUCAGAUUUAUGUGCCACACCCUCUGAUGGUGCCCGGUGGCAGGUUCAUUGAAUAUUACUACUGGACCACAAGCCCAAAGCAUCUGGUAUCGCUUGUGCAGCUGCUGCUUUUGUGCUGCAGGGAUUCCUACUGGGUGAUCGAAGGGCUGCUCCUCUCUGAAAUGGCAGCCACGGCCAAGGGGAUGAUACAGAACUUCCUGUACCUGGUGGAAAGGUAUGGGCACAUCCCGAAUGGAGGGCGAGUCUAUUACCUACGCCGGAGCCAGCCACCUUUCCUCACUCUGAUGAUGGAUGCCUACCUGGCCCAUGCCAAUGACACAGACUUUCUCAGGGAGAAUAUCCAUCUGCUGGAGGUAGAGUACGAGUUCUGGCAGAGGAAUCGCUCUGUGAGCAUCACAGUUGGGGACAGGAAUCACACUCUGAACUACUACAACGUCCAGAUCGGGGAGCCCAGACCAGAGUCCUACAGCAAAGACUGGGAGUUGGCAAGUGAUUUAAAUGAAGAUGCCAGGCAGGAGCUCUGGGCAGAGCUAAAAUCAGCAGCAGAGUCAGGCUGGGACUUUUCCUCUCGCUGGUUCCUCUCCUGGCCUUCCUCACUCCCUGCGACACUGAAGGAUACCAAAGCCAGGGCUGUAGUGCCAGUGGAUCUGAAUGCCUUUCUGUGCAAGACCGAGCAUCUGCUGGCUUCAUUCUACAGGAUACUGGGAAACACCACCAAGGCUGCCCAGUUCCAGGCUGCUCUGCAGCGCAGGCUCGAGGCUGUCCAAGCUGUCUUCUGGAAUGAGGCUGCUGGAGUCUGGCUGGACUUCAACCUCCUGAAGAAGCAGCCAAACCCAGCCUUCUUCCCCUCCAACCUGGCACCCCUGUGGACUGACUGCUUCUCAGACCAGGCUGCAGCUGAGAGGGCAGUGCGGUACUUAGAGGGGAGCACAGUGCUGUCCUACAAGAACGGGCUCCCUACCUCACUUUCCAGGACUGGGGAGCAGUGGGACCUGCCCAAUGCCUGGCCUCCACUGCAGCAUAUGGUGAUUGCAGGUUUGGCCAAGUCCAGCUCCUCGAGAGCCAAAGAAAUUGCCUUUGACCUGGCCCGGAACUGGGUCAGAACCAACUUUGCCUUAUAUAAGAAGUACCAGGCCAUGUUCGAGAAGUACAACGUGGAUGGAGAUGGGAAGCCAGGGACAGGAGGAGAGUACCAAGUCCAGGAGGGAUUUGGCUGGACCAAUGGUGUAGUCCUGCAGCUCUUGGAUCUCUAUGGCGACCGCCUGACUUCUGGCUCCCCCUCUACCCUCUUCAGGGCCUGGAUUAUUGCUGCUUGCACCAUCUUCCUCCUUGACCUGAAAUGGUAGGGGAAGUGGUUUGGGCUCCCAGAAGCAGAGCCAGAGGAGGCAAGCCCAUUAUGUACUGAACAGUACCCUGGUCUUGUAGCCAGUUAGGGAAAAGUGCGUGUGUGUGAGUGUGAGUGUGAGUUCGUUCAUCGGAGCCGCCACAGGUGAACAAUAGCUGUGACUAAAGCCCUGUCCAUGCAGCCCUACUGAGCCCCCUACCUGCAAUUCUCUCAUGCUUUUGCUGUUUCAUUAAUGUUUAUCAAACUGGUCUUUGCUGUCAUGCCUACCUUGGUGGUUACUGGGACAAAUAGGGGCCUGAUUCUUGUGGAGGUCUGUGCUGAGACCCUACAUCCCCUAGUCUCAGAACAGAGUCUAGCCGUAGGGGCUGGGCGUAAUGGUCCCUGAUCCCCCUGGUGGUGUUAGCCAUUGCACAGGUGACAUCCCUGAGAGUGUGUGGGGUGUUUAUCCCCCUCCACAGAGGGUGAGUUGUUACAGCUUCAGCACCUUGGCUCUGAGGCUUAAGUUGUAGCAGUUCAUGCUUUUAUCUUUGAAGGACCUUAGAUCAGGCUCCAUUGUGGCUAUUACACAUGCAUCUGCUACAAGCAAGGGAACCUGCUGUUGCCUUGAAGCAUACUGCUGCUCCCUGGGUCCCUUUCCCUGUCAGUGUUCCCGCCGCAGCAUGUAGCCCUCGUUAGCAAAAAGUGAGACCUAGUCCUCCUUGCCCUUGUUGUGUCUUUGACUCCCUACCACAGCUCGUAGGCUGUGAGGUGACCCCGGGGCCUGUACUGUAGGCUCACAUCAUGCCCCUGCACCUCAGUUCAGUGUGUCUGUGCAGCACCUGGCACAGUGGCUGGAGCUCCCCUCUACAUGAGGAAAACAGUAGUGCUGUAUUGCCUCUGUCAGCCACAUGCUGCUCUUGCACUGUCUGAUGGGCUUUUGCACACUUACCGUACAGAUUCUGCACCUCAAUUCUCCUGGUCACAAUAGAACAGGAACAACCUGGUCCUGGGCACAGAGGGGAAAUGUGACUAGUAGAAUGGGUUGCUACUGCUAGCAAACUCUUAAGGGGCUAUGGGACAUAGUGGUUUCAUUCAAAGUCAUCAGCUGCAGGUGCAGCCCAAACAUUGCAUAUGCCUUAAUUCACUGGUCAGAAACUAGCAUUUCCAGGUGGGAGGAAAUUCAAUAAUUUUGAAAGGUGGGGUUAUUUUUAGUCAAAAUUGGAAUGGAACAAAAGAUAAACAUGUUACAAAAAAUACAUUUAAACAAAUAAAAAUGUAAUUAAUAAGAGGGUCAGUCUACUGCUGCUAGGGGCCCAGCUCAUUGCCCACCACGGAUCCUUUUAUCCCCUCACAAGGUUCCCUUUGUGCCACCCGUCCAUGUCCCCCUCAUUCAGAGAGAUGUAUAAAUAGUUAAACUUGUAGUUUGUCUGGACAGCCACUGAGGCUGUCAGCCUUCUGCACUCCAUAGGGGCAGGGCAGGCGUCUUCCCAGCACACUGCUACUGAGAACCCUUUGGCUCAGGGCCCAGCUGGCUGGGGUCCAGAGUGGGGAAGGUGGAAACAACCUCCAGUCUCUUACUCAAAAGGCUUUAUUGUUUGCAGUCUGUCUACAACGACUGAAAGAGAGAGGCUGCAUUGGCUGCUACCUGCCCCCAGCCUAGGUGAGCAGAGGGAGGUACAAACUGGACAAAAGGAGAGCUAGGCUGAGCAGCAGUGGCACUUGUAGGAAUUCAGAUACCUAGGGUUAAAAAAGAUAUUUGGAAAAUAAGGAUUUCAAGGUUAUAACAGCAAGGUGGGAUUUAAAUAGUCUUGUUCUUUCAAGGGAGUUUCAGCUGUGUGAAACUUAACUCUUCACUGUGCCCUAGAGGAGAGCUGUGGAAAUUCCUAGCUCUCAGCUGGGUUUUGCUAAUGUGGGUAGGUAUAGGUAGCCACUUUAAAGGGGCAUAAGAUAUCAAGGGGCCCAAUUUCUUAGCCACUCAAAGCACCAGUGCUGUCACUUCCACUUCUACAGGUGGAGCAGUUUCAGGAUUGGAUAGUAUGGGCCCAAUGCUGCAAGGGGCUGCGCACCCUCAGCUCUCUGGGACUUUGAGGGGGCUCUGCACCUCACACCAUUUAGCCUUUAGCUGUGAAUUUAGGCUCUGACUCCCCAUGAGGCAUGUGCAGACAGUAAACUGUAGGCACCUAGAUUUAAGAACCAGGCUCUGCAUUCUUCUUGCCCUGCCCUCCUGGCAUCUCCUUUGGGUGAGGCACUUUUUAAAGCUCACAGUGUCAGAAGAACAAGCCAGUGGUUCCAUUAGACUAUACCUCGGUGCCUAGUGCAUGAGAGAGAUCACAAGCUUGGCAGAUAUAAAUAUUCCCCCUCAUCCCACAGCAUUUGCACACCUGGGACAGUUACUUCUAGCUUUACACCACACCAUAACCCAUCAGAACCUUCCAAGCAGGCACCUGGCCUGUGUUGAUGCCCAGACUCUGAGGUGGUCAAGGCACAGGAAAGCAGAGAGAUGUCUGACAUGGACAGACCCCUCACUGCAGUAAAUCUGGCAGGACGGUGAUGGUGCACAUCCUGGCACCCGCAGCAGCCUUGGCACUGUUGAGCAUGGCACAAGAAAAGGAAACAAGUCAAGUAGACAGUGGAGCAAACUGGGGUCUGGUCACAGGUGCUGGUAGGAUGUGCUAGACGUGUCUGUGAUGCAGUUGUCAUAGUGAUGCCCAACAAUCUCCCAUUUUAAAAAGCGGCAGCAUUUAGAUAGCUUAGCUCUUUAAUCCAACAGCUUCAGGCCUAGUUUGCAGUGGAACCGGUGGGAUGGUCUUUGGCAGCUCUUCGGCUUUGUACCUUUCAGCCUAUUGAUAUGUUUCCAUUGAAGAAUAAAAAAGUCUGUUCUGUACUGUUACAUAUAUU
Mauremys mutica (yellowpond turtle) is the source of this 4775-nucleotide messenger RNA. RefSeq names its product trehalase-like. The transcript is spliced from 16 exons. Lineage: Eukaryota; Metazoa; Chordata; Testudines; Geoemydidae. The record is from RefSeq and is a predicted model, not a curated record. Bases 259 to 1899 code for a protein of 546 amino acids. Gene Ontology annotation, biological process: trehalose catabolic process. Gene Ontology annotation, molecular function: alpha,alpha-trehalase activity.